Molecule: messenger RNA, 3357 nt
Organism: Entamoeba dispar SAW760
Lineage: Eukaryota; Evosea; Mastigamoebida; Endamoebidae
Product: serine-threonine protein kinase, putative
Exons: 2
Coding region: 1-3357 (1118 amino acids)
Biological process (GO): protein phosphorylation
Molecular function (GO): protein kinase activity; ATP binding
Source: RefSeq, a predicted model, not a curated record
AUGUCUCUGACCAAGACAGACCUACCCAUUUCUAUUUCUAUAUGUGGAGAUGGUAUAGUUGAUAUUUUUGAUGAGGAAUGUGAUUCCACAGAACAUUGUACAAAUUGUUAUUGUGACAAAGGGUAUAAGAGUGUUAAUAAUAUAUGUGUUCCAAAAUGUGAUAUUGAAGGGUGCAUUAAUGGUUGCAUUAGUCCAAAUGAAUGUAGUACUUGCAAACAACCAGCAUAUCAAUGGGAUUGUCAUAGUUGUGGAGAUGGAUAUUAUAUGGAAGGAUUUAUGAAAUGUAUUUUAUUAAAUCCAAGUGAGUUAUAUAGUUGUGAUAAAAUGCUUAAAGAUAAUUCGUUAAUGACUGUAAAAGAAAUUCAAUUAAGUUCAUUACUAUUAAAUAAUGCAUAUGAAUAUACACUUUAUUUAAAAGAUUUUAAAUUAACUAUAGAUCAUUGUUAUUUAACAUUUGAUCCAAGCUCACCUUAUGUAAAAGGAAUUUGGAUUGAAUUAGAUGUUAUUAAUGAAGGUUAUUAUGUAAUUGAAACUGAAAGAGAAUAUACAAUAUCAACUAUUGAAUAUCUUACAGUUCAACAAAAUAACUAUGGGUUUGAUUCAAUUAUUACAGUAGAAAAAGAAUGUUUCACAUUUAAUUCAACUGGAGUUGCUUCUUGUGAAGGUAAUAAUAAUGAUAUAAAUGAUUAUAUUUUAUCUGCUUCUUUAAUGAAAUAUUUUACAAUAGGAAAAUAUUAUCUUCAUGUCUUUGGACAUUAUGGAAUAGUACCAACAGAAGAUUUAAAAUUAUAUGUUAGGAAAGUUAAUCAUCCCUGUUCAGCAAGGUUUACACAGUUAUUAUGGAAUGACCUUAUAUCCUCUAGUUAUACAACGAUGGUUUCUACUGUUGAUUCUAUCUACAGCACAUCACCUUGUUCUACACAAUUAGAAAAAGGGAAAUGGUUUUUUAUAAAAGGGUCAGAUAAAACAAUUAAGAUUUCAACAUGUAAUAAUUCUCAAGAUCUUGAUAGUUUUAUUCAUCUUGUUCAAGUUUCAAAAACAAAUGAUGAUUUUACUAAUGUUAGGUGUGAUGAAAAAGGAAGUAUUUGUCUAGAAUAUAGUGACCGUGGGUGUGGAAUUAAUUCUCGACUUAUUCAUCAAUUAAGUUCUGAGUAUGAUUAUUUUAUCUUCGUUUCUUCUACAAAGCGAAGUUUAUUUGAAGUAGAAUUUUCUACAACAUGUCCAUAUGAUUGUUUAAAUGGAGUAUGUUCUGUAUCUAAAGGAGGUUGUAUUUGUAAUGAAGGAUAUACUGAAAAGGAUGGAAUUUGUACAAAAUGUGGAAAUGGAAUUGUUGAUGUUGAUGAAGAAUGUGAUCCUUCAAAUAAUAUUACUAAGGAAUAUUAUUGUUCUGAAGAAACUUGUAUGUGUAAUUUUGGAUACAUUCCAGUAACGAUUAAUGGAAUAACUAAAUGUGCAAUUUCAACCUGUGGAAAUAAUCAAAUAGAUGAAUAUGAAGAAUGUGAUGGUGGAAAUGGAUGUGAUCAUUGUCAUUGUAUUAAUGGAUAUACUCCUUAUGCUCAAGCAAGAUUAAAUUGUCUUUUACCUUCAUGUGGAAAUGGAAGAAUUGAUUCAGGAGAAGAAUGUGAUGGAGGAGAUGGUUGUAUUGAAUGUGAAUGUCAACCAGGAUGGUAUUCUAAUGGACAUACAGAAUGUAAAAAAUAUUCAGAAGGAGGGUUGUUGUUAAUAAUUUGUAUUCCAGGUAUAAUAGUAUAUGAAAUAGUGUUAGUAAUUAUAUUAAUUAUCUUCCUUAUUCAGUAUCAUCUAUUAAAUGAUAAAAUUAUAUUUGAACAAAAAGAAUCAUCACAUUUAUUUUAUGAUUUAAUAAUACCAUAUGAUAAAACAUAUUGUUAUCCAAUAACCCUUAGAAAUGAAUAUUUUAAUAUUCAACCACAACACAUUGAUUUUAUUAGUGAAGAUAUUUGUCCAGAAGUAGAUCAAAUUGCUAAACGAGAAUGCAUUGUUACUAACUUUUCAAAUGAAACAAUGAAUUUUAUUUUUCAUGGAAUUAAAAAUUCAAAACAUGAAAUCAUAUUUAUUCCUUGUAGAGGUAUUGUAAAACCAAAUGAUUCAGUUACAAUUCAAAUUCAAAUUUGUGUUCAUUGUACAACUAAAAUUCAUGAAAGUAUAAUGGUCACUGUAGGAUUUUCACAUUUUAAAAAAGUUAUUAAAGAAUAUCUUUCUCAUCAACAUAUCAGUACUAGUAAAUCCGAUAAAUCAAAUAAGUCACAACGUUCUGGACGUUCUUCACUAUCUAGUUUAUCUAACCAAAAUUCUACUUCUUCAGAAGAAAUGAUAGUUAGUCCUAAUAAAGCAAAACAAUUUUCAGUUGAAUUAUCAUUAGAUGCUCGAAGUAAAUUAUCAACAAAGCUAGAUGAAGAUGAAAUUCAUACCUUUCAACCACCUAUAGGUGAAGGAACAUUUGGUGUCGUUUUUAAAGGAGAAUGGAGAAAAAUAGAUGUAGCUGUAAAGUGUGUUAAAACUGAUGUUGCUUCUAUAGAUGAAUUAUUACCUUCUUUUCUUGAAGAAGUAAAAUUAUUAGAACAGUUACGUUCGCCCUGCAUUAUUUCAUUUAUAGGAUACUGUAUUACAAAUGAAUCCAUUUGUUUAGUUAUGGAGUAUUGUCCAUUAGGUUCAUUAAAGAAAUACCUUCAAUCGAACCCAUCAACUAAUUUUCUUAAAUUACGUUUUUGUCAAGAUAUUGCUCGUGGAAUGUUAUAUCUUCAUGAAAAUGAUAUUAUUCAUAGAGAUUUAAAACCAGACAAUGUGUUAGUAAUAAGUAGUAAUCCUAUUGAUGAGGUUGUAUGUAAAGUAACAGAUUUCGGAACAUCAAAAAUUCUUAUUGACAAAUCUGGAUUAGGUAAAGAUAUUAAAGAUAUUGGUACACCAAUGUACAUGGCUCCAGAGAUUCAUACAUUAGGUGUAUUAAAUAAGAAAGUUGAUGUAUUUUCUUAUGCUAUUUGUUUAUUAGAAAUUUGGUUAGGAAGAAGUCCUUAUAGUCCAAUUAAAUUUCCUGAUGCAGAAAGUAUUAUGUCAUUUGUUUCAUCCGGACAACGACUAGAAAUUCCACGAAAUUGUCCGUAUAAGAAAAUUAUUAAAAGUUGUUGGCGUAGUCGUUCUUCAAAACGUCCAUCAUUUAAUGAAAUUGAAAAAGAACUCACAGUAAUUCUUUAUAAUGAAAAAGAUAAAAAAACAUCUAGCAUUCAACAAACAACUGAAAAUACUCUUUUUCAAGACCCCAACACUUUUAGAACAAUGGCACAAAUACAGGGUAUAGAAAGUGAAGUAAUAGAAGAUUUACGUUCAAAAACAAUUAUGUAA